AUGGUGGCUAAGAUAUAUGGACAGAGGCUACGCACCGGACCGGACCAUCGUACUUGUGCCGGAAGGAGAACUCAAACCGUUAGAAAACCAAAGCGAUACGUCUCCUCCAAUUCCAUUGGAACUGGAUCUACUUGGGCCGCAAAAUAUACCGCGGGCAUAUCCCACACGCUCCCCCCUCUUCGCUCUCCCUUCGUCCCCUCUCGCCGCGGGACACACCAGAUCGCCAACCCCGACCUCACCCCCACGUCAAUGGCGGCCGCCCUGGCGAGCCGCGUGGAGUCGUGGGUGCGGGACCAGGCGGCGCGGCUGCAGCCCUGGGCGGCGGCGGCGCUGCCACAGGCGCCGCGAUGGCCCUGGCCCCCGCCGCGGCCCGCCUGGCCGUGGCCCGGGGACCGCAGGCGCCAGCGGGAGCGCAUGUUCCGGGAGGAGUACGAGCGCCGGAGCCGACAGCUCCGCGAGCUCUGCCGCGCCGUCCGCGUCGACACCGUCGCCGAGCUCCAGGAGUUGCUCUGCGCCAUGGUCCUCGCCGAGUGCGUCUACAAGAGACCUGUUUCUGAGAUGAUGAGAUAUAUCAACAAGUUUAAGUCUGAUUUUGGUGGAAACAUUGUGUCCCUAGAGCGUGUUCAACCAUCCUUGGAUCAUGUACCACAUCGGUAUCUGUUAGCAGAGGCUGGUGACACCCUAUUUGCUACAUUUAUUGGCACAAAGCAGUACAAAGAUAUUAUUGCUGAUGUGAAUAUACUCCAAGGGACCUUAUUUCAUGAAGAUACUGCUCAGGAUUUGGCUCCUGAUGUUGACCCUGAACAAAAUGAUACCCAAAAGGGUGAGGAAAACCAUGGGAAAUCUUACCGAGAAACAUCAAAGAAGCUAAGAAAAUCAAAACCUGCAGUGCACCGAGGUUUCUUGGCUCGUGCUAAUGGAAUUCCAGCACUGGACCUAUACAAUCUUGCACAGAAAAGGAACAGGAAACUUGUUCUUUGUGGACACUCACUUGGUGGGGCGGUUGCUGCAUUGGCUACACUAGCAAUCUUGAGAGUUAUUGCUACCACUCCAUCUAAAGAGGAUAACAGGCUUCAUGUGAAGUGCAUCACCUUCUCUCAGCCACCUGUUGGGAAUGCUGCUUUGAGAGAUUAUGUUCACAAAAGAGGAUGGCAAGACUACUUCAAAUCCUACUGUAUUCCAGAAGACUUGGUACCACGCAUUCUAUCUCCAGCUUACUUUCACCACUACAAUGCCCAAACACCUGAAGCAUCUUUUAUAAAUAAAACUGGUGUGAAAUCUGAAGAAACUAUGGAGGCAAGUGCGGAAAGGCCCAAAGGGAACAAUGGAGAGCAACUCGUUCUAGGCGUUGGUCCAGUGCAAAAGUCACUUUGGAGGCUUUCAAAACUUGUUCCCUUGGAAGGGGUGCGGAAAAGCUUAAGUGUAAUUCAAAAACAAACAAAUGUUUUUGGGAAAGCACCAUCACAAUUGGAUAGUUAUUUGCAAUCAAAGGUUGAUGAAUCAGAAGAAUCACCUCAAUCUCUUGAGAUUCAAGAAAGUUCACAAGGAAUUGCUCUUACUCCUUUAUCUGAUAAAGAUGGAGGGAACGCUGAAGAUAAUAAUAGGACUAAGAAAAUAAAUGCAUCUGAAGCAGGGGGUUCUAAACGCUGGAGCAGGGUACCUUCUUUGCCUUCAUAUGUGCCAUUUGGUGAGCUUUACCUAUUGGGAGAUUCAUCUGUCAAUACACUUUCAGAUUCAGAAUACUCCAAGAUGACGUCGGUGCAGUCUGUUAUAUCGGAGUUAAGAGAGCGUUUGCAGUCACACUCAAUGAAGUCCUAUAGGGCUAGAUUUCAAAAAAUAUAUGAUUCAUGCAUGUGUGCAAAUGCCCCCAUUUUUACUGGCAUUGAGCAAUUGCCACAAUUUUCACAUCUACAAGAAUUAAUUGGUCUAACAGCUACGGAUUCUGUUGAACUUGGUGAUAUCGUGGACCCUCCUGUUAUCCGAACUGCUACUUCUAUUCUUCCUCUUGGAUGGAAUGGACUCCCUGGUGGUAAAAAUGCUGAGCCCCUGAAAGUUGAUAUAAUUGGGCAUGACCUGCAAAUGUGCACUCUUUUCCAGGCACAGAUAAAUGGAAACUGGUAUUCCACGGUAAUAGAGACUCUACCAUCAGUCACUUCAUUCUCACCAAAUGGAGAACUGCAACCUACAUUACAAAAAAUGCGGAUUCUUGUUGGACAACCACUAAAGCAGCCUCCAAAUUACAUUAGUGAGGCUUUCAUGGUUCCUGUGAUGACAGGUGCCGAUUCAACCCUGGACUUUGGAUUCGAGUCAUUAUUUGAAGAUAAAGAUUGCUGCAAGGGUUUGAGUGGAUUUCUCAUAUAUGGGACAAGUGAUUUUGUAACCGUAUGUAAAAAGGUCUACAUUAGGACUCGGAGAGUGCGAUUGCUUGGAUUAGAGGGGGCAGGCAAAACAUCCCUGCUUAAAGCAAUGUUAGGACAACUUAAAGAAAGAAAUAGCGCUGUUCUUGAAUGCAUACAUGUCGAUUUGCAUGGCAAGGGAAUAUCAAGUGGAUUGUGCUACAUAGAUUCUACAACAGUAAACUUGCAGGAGCUACCUUUGGAGGUUGGGCGGUUCAAAGAAGAACUGUCGUUAGGACUCCAUGAUAUCAGCAGGAAGACUGACCUUGUUAUUGCUGUGCAUAACCUAGCACACCGAAUUCCACAGUAUCAACAGUCCAAUAAUUCUCGGCCUCAGCCUGCUCUUUCACUUCUCUUGGAUGAAGCCAAGGCGCUAAGCAUUCCUUGGAUUCUUGCAAUAACCAACAAAUUCUCUGUUAGUGCGCAUGAGCAGAACGCAUUGAUCAGCUCAGCUAUGGAAGCAUAUCAAGCUUCUCCUGAUAUGACAAAAGUUGUUAACUCUUCCCCAUUUCUGAUGCCAAGUGCUAGAAACAGUUUGCAGCGGAUCAGAUCAGCUACUGGGAAUUUGGGGAACAAGGAUCCAGAAAGCAGAUCUGCUUAUCUUCCUGUAAACUUUGCACUGUCACCAUUUCAGAGGAAGGACAUUGUUAUGCAUGUGGAGGGUGUUAGUGCCCUCCGUCAACUUGUACAUCAAGUAGUCCUCAGCAAUGAAGAACAAGCAUUUGAGGAGCUCGCUCGUGAGAGAUUGGUGCAGGAACUGGCGAGAGAGAAAGCGGCCUCCUUGCAGAUGAAGCAGAAGACCCCGAAAAGAGAUGGCUCUGUUACAGCUGCUGCUGUAGGUGCAUCUCUGGGCGCGGGCCUGGGAAUUGUAAUGGCUGUGAUAAUGGGGGCAGCAUCAGCCCUUCGAAAGCCGUGA
Molecule: messenger RNA, 3312 nt
Organism: Miscanthus lutarioriparius
Lineage: Eukaryota; Viridiplantae; Streptophyta; Magnoliopsida; Poales; Poaceae
Source: the annotation of a GenBank genome assembly